UAAAUUCUCUUUCUUUUUCUUUCACUUGUUUCAUGGUUCAAACAAAUUCUCUAAUUUCUCUCAUGUGAUUAAUUAAUUGAUUCCCUUUGUCUUUAUUUAUUUGUUGUUCCAACUUGUACGCCCUCCUACUAUUUAUCUUUCGGUUUCCAUCCAAACAAUUAAUCAUCUCCUUUCCUCAUCGGCUUUGUCUCUGACUCUGGUCUCUUCCAUCUAAUAUCAUCUUGGUUUGUUUUCUUCAUUUUCUUCUCAUCUGUUUUGCUCUCUCUUUCUCUGUAAAAUAUGUCUUUCCGUAUUGUCCGGCGUUCCAAGUUUCGACAUGUCUAUGGUCAGGCUUUGAAACGGGAACAAUGUUAUGACAACAUACGGAUUACCAAAAACUCUUGGGACUCUCUUUUCUGUGCUGUUAACCCCAAGUUUAUUGCUAUUGUCAUCGAAGCUGCUGGUGGAGGAGCUUUCCUAGUUUUACCGUUGAGCAAGACUGGACGUGUCGAUGUUAAUGCUCCCAUGGUAUCAGGUCAUAAAGGCCCAGUUUUGGAUAUCGCUUGGUGCCCUUUUAAUGACAAUGUUAUUGCUAGCGGAUCGGAAGACGCAAUAGUUAGAGUUUGGCAAAUUCCUGACGGAGGGUUGACUAAAUCUCUUACUGAACCCAUCGUUGAACUAAGUGGACAUCAAAGAAGAGUUGGUCUGGUUUCUUGGCAUCCAUCAGCGAACAAUGUUCUGCUUUCAGCAGGAGCCGAUUGUCGAAUAAUCAUUUGGAAUGUUGGCACAGGGGAAGUUUUAUCAUCAAUCGAUCAUCCUGAUUUAAUUUUCCAUUGCUCAUGGAGCUGGGACGGAAGUAGAUUAUGCACAACAUGUAAAGAUAAAAAAAUACGAAUCUAUGAUCCAAGAACAGGAGAAAUGGAACAGGAAGCUGAUGGUCAUGAAGGAGCGAAGCCACAAAGAGCGAUGUAUCUAAAAAACAAUCUUAUAUUUACCACUGGCUUUUCAAGAAUGAGUGAAAGACAAUACUCUCUGAGAAGCGAAGCCGCCCUUGGUGACCCAAUUGUACUCGAAGUUCUUGACACUAGUAACGGUGUUCUUUUCCCGAUUUAUGAUCCGGAUAUCAAUCUGGUUUAUUUAUGCGCCAAGGGUGAUAGCAACAUAAGAUAUUUUGAAAUAACAGAAGAACCACCGUUUGUCCACUACAUAAGCACCUAUCAGUCCACGGAACCUCAGCGUGGAGUUGGCUCUAUGCCCAAACGAGGUUGUGAUAUUUUAAAUUGUGAAAUUGCGAGAUUUUUCAAACUUCACUCGAAAGGUUUUGUAGAAGUGAUAAGCUUUACGGUGCCUCGGAAAUCGGAUCUUUUCCAAGGAGACAUUUUCCCUGAUACUCAAGCAGCAGAGCCCGCGAUCACGGCAGAAGAAUGGAUUAACGGUGUUGACCGAGAACCCAUUCUGAUGUCCUUGAAAGAUGGAGUUGCUCAACCCAAGAAAGCAGAAUUCAAAGCUCCUCCAAAGAAGCCCAACAUCCUGGACAAGAAUCCAGCCAAGAAACUUACUCCCUCGGGUUCCAAAGAGGCUACACCAUCACCGCCCGGCUCACCUUUACCUGCGAAUGCAAAUUUAAAACUAGAGGAGCUAAUGAAUGAAUUGAAAAAAAUGAAAACUGUCAUUCUCAAACACGAAGUAAGGAUUCGUGAUCUUGAAGAAAAGUUUUCAGUCGAUGCAAAUGCCAAUAAUAUCGCUAAUAAUGGCGAAACAUUGCUUCCUGAUGAAGUUUAACAAGAUAAACUUUCGAAGAAAGAUCACACCCGCUUUUGGUCACAUUUCACUCCGUAAAAUAGACUCUGACUGAUAGACUCUCUAAAAUCUUACCGAAAUAAAUUUGCGCAAAUGGCGCUUUUUGCAUCUAGUUUUUUAUUAAUUUAUCAAAUACAAUUCAACUAGGCACCGAAGCUAGUCAUUGUAUUGUCAACUGACUAAGCGAAACAAAUCUAUUAAUCAACGCACUACUAAUCGACUCAACUGAAAUUGAAAGCUCAUCGGCGGUUAGCCGACUCAAUCAGAGUUAAUGACUCAGACAAAUAACUAAUCAGAACAUUUAAUCUUAUCUCAACCCUUAAUUUUCAAUCAAAAUGAUUAAAGUUUUUAACAAUUUGAAACAAAUUUCUUGUAUUCUGUCAUUUUUGCAUUAAAAGUAAUUCAUUAUCA
Panonychus citri (citrus red mite) is the source of this 2190-nucleotide messenger RNA. It is a transcript of the gene coro, whose product is annotated as coronin-1C-like. Lineage: Eukaryota; Metazoa; Arthropoda; Arachnida; Trombidiformes; Tetranychidae. Gene Ontology annotation, molecular function: actin filament binding. The record is from RefSeq and is a predicted model, not a curated record. The transcript has 5 exons. Gene Ontology annotation, biological process: actin filament organization. The coding region runs from base 280 to 1761 and encodes 493 amino acids.